Messenger RNA from Phyllostomus discolor (pale spear-nosed bat), 685 nucleotides. Its product is annotated as keratin-associated protein 9-1-like. The record is from RefSeq and is a predicted model, not a curated record. Lineage: Eukaryota; Metazoa; Chordata; Mammalia; Chiroptera; Phyllostomidae. Bases 263 to 685 code for a protein of 140 amino acids. The transcript has 2 exons.
CUCCCAUGUCUGGAAAUACGUUCUAAUGGGUUAUCUGUUCAUUAGAACAGUCCUGCCAUUUAUUUUCAGAAGAUUCAUAAUACUUAGGGAAUGCUUCCUCCUUGGGCAAUUGCCUAUGGGUCGUGAAAAUAACGUCAUAAAUAACGACCAGGAAAAUUUUGUUCAUUGGUCCCAAAUUUGGGGUGUGUGAAAGGUCUAACAGAGAAGAUUUCACAUUCUGAGAAUUUUCCUGCUCAGAAGCCCACCUUUUAUACCUGACACCAUGAUCCACUCUUGCUGUUCACCUUGCUAUCAGCUUACUUGCUGUAAGACCACCAGCUGCCAGCCCACCAGUUGUGGGUCCAGCUGUUGUGGGUCCAGCUAUUGUGGGUCCAGUUGUUGCCAGCCUUGCUGCUACCGAAGUUGCUGUGGGGCCACCUGUUGCAGACCCAGCUGCUGUGGCAGCCCUUGCCAUGGGUCCAGCUGCUGUGGACAAACCUGUGGCGAGUCCUGUGGCUGCCAGCCUUGCUGCCACCCAACCUGCUGUGGGACCACCUGUUGCUGGCCCAGCUGCCACUGCCACCCUUGCUGUGUGUCCAGCUGCUGCCAGCCUUGCCCACCAGAGACCUCUUUCUUCAACCACUUAGCCAAAGCUUCUGUUCCUGCAAGAAACUUGCUUCCUGCAUUUGCUGAGAAACAACGCUAG